Messenger RNA from Scomber japonicus (chub mackerel), 1482 nucleotides. RefSeq names its product chitinase domain containing 1 (gene chid1). Gene Ontology annotation, biological process: carbohydrate metabolic process. The record is from RefSeq and is a predicted model, not a curated record. NCBI's taxonomy places the organism in Eukaryota, Metazoa, Chordata, Actinopteri, Scombriformes, Scombridae. Gene Ontology annotation, cellular component: extracellular region. Gene Ontology annotation, molecular function: chitin binding; oligosaccharide binding. The transcript has 12 exons. The coding region runs from base 274 to 1446 and encodes 390 amino acids.
ACAACGCGGAAGUUGCCUAACUAAAACACGUUGACCCAAGUUGUCAAUCAAACUGCUGCAAACCUUCCAACAGCUUCAGUCUCUCAUGAAUCUCUGAAUCCGGGUUUUUAUGUCCGGGGCUCGUUGUUGUGCAUGAUUUCAGCCCGCAGCAGGAAAUGCAGUUUUUUAAUCUGCCAGAUCUCAGUCAGGAAGGAAGCAUUUGUACUGCAAAACCUGCAGUCCUGAGCUAAGCCAUUUUUAUUUAUUUUCAUAUUAAACUGCCUGUUUUUGGAAAUGAAAACGACGUCGUGGUUGUUGUUGUUGUUGUUGCACGUCAGCUGGUGCUGCUGGUUAGUCGGUGCCACACUUUCAAAGACGGACGCAAAGAAGUCACAUAAAGCUGAAUCUGAGAGUUCUCAAGCAGAGUUGUCAGUGGUGGAGAGAGGUCUUGUGGUGUCAGACCUUCACUGGAAAGACAUAGUGAAGGAGGAAAAGAGACACAAUGUUCAUAUAAAGAAAACCUUUCAAGGACCAGUGCUCGGAUAUGUCACACCUUGGAAUUCACACGGCUAUGACAUCACCAAGAUUUUUGGCUCCAAACUCACUUCAGUAUCUCCGGUGUGGCUUCAGCUUCGCCGCAGAGGACCUGAAACUUUCGAUGUUACGGGACUCCAUGACCAUGACCCAGGCUGGGUCAAAGCUGUGCGCAAGUCUAACAAAAAAAUCAGAAUGGUACCUCGGCUGUUAUUUGAUGGCUGGUCCUAUCAGGAUUACAUGACCGUGUUGGGGAGUGAAGAUGAGAUUGAGGAGCUGGGAAGUGAGCUGGUGGAUGUUGCAAAGACUGAAGGUUUCGAUGGUUUCACCUUGGAGCUUUGGAGCCAGCUGGGUGGCAACAAAAGGAAGGAGCUGGUGCAUUUGGUGAAACACGUAUGUGAAACUUUGAAGGCCAAAAAAUUAGACUGCAUUCUUGUUAUUCCGCCAGCUGUGACAAGUACGGGGCAGCCAGGUAUGUUUGGCAGGGAGGAGUUUGAACAGCUGGCUCCAGUCGUCGAUGGAUUCAGCCUCAUGACGUAUGACUACUCCAGCGGUACCAGUCCGGGCCCAAGCGCUCCCCUGUCCUGGGUGAGAGACUGUGUUCUCCAGCUUGCGCCUAACACUCAGUGGAGACAAAAGAUCCUGCUUGGACUCAACUUGUACGGCCUUGAUUUUGCAAGCUCGGGCACAGAGCCUAUCUUAGGGGGAAGAUACAUCGAAAUUUUGCGGGAAAACAGACCAAAACUUCUAUGGGAUGAAUUUUCUGCAGAGCAUCAUUUCAGUUACAAGAGGAACAAUGCUGUUAAGCAUGUGGUGUACUAUCCAUCUUUGAAGUCCAUCUACCUGAGGAUCUCUUUAGCCUCUGAACUGGGUACUGGAAUUUCCUUAUGGGAGUUAGGACAAGGACUGGAUUACUUCUAUGAUCUCCUAUGAGAGCUGGACUUGUUUAAGAAGAAGACUGGGAACCUU